ACUGAACUUUUGCCUCGAAACAAAUGACACGUCAAGUGAAUUGGUUAUUGGGAGACAAACAGUGAAAUAAAUCGGCAAUAAAUUACACAAUUCAAUAACAAAUUCCGUAUAGAAAUCGUGGACAGCGUUGCCGCUUAGUUUGGUGCAAAGAUGACCCAAGUGCCGUGUUACACGAUCAUCAACUCGCCGGACCUCGAGGUGCCGAACGAGAUGCAGCUGAAGCAAGACCUCGAAAAAGGCGACACGAAUGUGAAAAUUGAGACGCUGAAGAAGGUGAUCAAGCUAAUGCUAAAUGGCGAACGCUAUCCCGGCCUCAUCAUGACCAUCAUACGUUUCGUGCUGCCCGUGCAAAAUCACAUGAUCAAAAAGCUGUUGCUCAUUUUCUGGGAAAUCGUGCCCAAGACCUCCGCCGAUGGCAAGCUGCUCCAGGAGAUGAUACUCGUGUGCGAUGCCUAUCGCAAGGACUUGCAACAUCCGAAUGAGUUCUUGCGUGGCUCCACGUUGCGUUUUCUGUGCAAGCUGAAGGAGCCGGAGUUGCUGGAGCCUCUGAUGCCGGCCAUACGCGCCUGCCUGGAUCAUCGGCACUCGUACGUGCGCCGCAACGCCGUACUGGCCAUUUUCACCAUAUACAAGAAUUUCGACUGGCUGGUGCCCGAUGGCCCGGAGCUGAUUGCCAACUUCCUUGAUACACAGCAGGACAUGUCGUGCAAGCGCAACGCCUUCCUCAUGCUGCUGCAUGCUGACCAAGAGCGUGCCCUCAACUUUCUGGCGUCGUGCAUUGAUCAGGUGCAGAGCUUCGGCGACAUCCUCCAACUGGUCAUUGUGGAGCUCAUUUACAAGGUGUGCCACGCCAAUCCCGCCGAACGCUCGCGCUUUAUUCGUUGCAUCUACAAUCUGCUCAACUCAUCCUCGAAUGCAGUGCGCUACGAAGCAGCUGGCACACUGAUCACACUCUCGCUGGCACCCACCGCCAUCAAGGCUGCCGCCGGCUGCUACAUCGAGCUGAUCGUCAAGGAGAGCGACAACAAUGUGAAGCUCAUUGUGCUGGACCGUCUGAUUGCCAUGAAGGAGAACGAGAACAUGGAGAAGGUCAUGCAGGACCUGGUGAUGGACGUGCUGCGCGUUCUGGCCGCCCCGGACAUCGAGGUGCGCCGCAAGACCCUGGCUCUGGCCAUGGACUUGGUCUACUCGCGUAACAUCAACGAAAUGAUCCAAGUGCUGCAGAAGGAGGUGGCCAAGACGCACAACGUGGAGCACGAGGACACGGGCAAAUAUCGCCAGCUGUUGGUGCGCACCCUGCACACCUGCUCCAUCAAGUUCCCGGAUGUGGCCAGCAGUGUGAUCCCCGUGCUGGUGGAAUUCCUCUCCGACACCAACGAACUGGCCGCCGUCGAUGUGCUGAUCUUUAUACGCGAAGCCAUACAAAAGUUCCCGGCUCUGCGCGGUCUUAUUAUCAAGCAUCUGAUCGAGGCCUUCCCACAAAUCAAAUCGGCGAAGAUCCACCGUGCCGCCGUCUGGAUUCUGGGCGAGUAUGUGGAAGGUGAACAGAUUCCCGAGGUUAUUGCGGCCAUACAGCAGACUCUCGGCGAAAUACCCAUGGUCGAUGCCGAGCAGCGUCGCCUCGCCGGCGACCAGACCGAGGAGCAGCUGCAGCAGCAGCAACAACAAGGCACAGCCGGCGGUGGUGAACAGACAACAAACAGCACUAAUAAGGUCACAUCCGAUGGCACCUAUGCCACACAGAGCGCCUACAGCCUGGCACCCGUAACCAAGAAGGAGAAGCGACCACCACUGCGUCAAUAUUUGAUGGAUGGGGAUUUCUUCUUUGGCGCCGCCCUAUCCGCCACGUUGACCAAACUGGCGUUGCGCUACGUGGAGCUGGUGACGGAUGCGCGCACAGUGAACCGUCUCACCACACAGGUCAUGCUCAUUAUGAGCUCCAUCUUGCAUCUGGGCAAGUCUGGCUUCCCCACCAAGCCGAUUACAUACGAUGAUUCGGAUCGCAUCAUGCUCUGCCUGCGCACGCUUAGCGAGCGCACGCCGGAGGCUGUUGGCGUCUUUUUGCACGACUGCCGGGACGCACUCAGCAAGAUGCUGGAUGCCCAAACGGAGGAGGAUCAGCGAAUGCUGAAGGAGAAGCAGCGCGCCACGGCCAAGGUUCAGCCUGAUUCGCCGGUGCUGUUUGCCCAGCUCUCCAAUGGACGCGACAAUCAGUUGGGCGAGAACGUAUUCGAGUCCAGCCUGAAUCAGGCAUUGGCCGGCACCAAGACAGCCCAAAUCAGCGACAUGUCCUCGCCUAACAAUAAGCUUAACAAGGUCACUCAGCUAACUGGCUUCUCCGAUCCGGUCUAUGCCGAGGCCUACGUCAAUGUCAACCAGUACGACAUCGUCUUGGACGUCUUGAUUGUGAACCAAACAAAUGAUACGCUGCAGAACUGCACAUUGGAGUUGGCGACAUUGGGUGAUCUGAAGUUAGUGGAGCGUCCGCAUCCGGUGGUGCUGGCGCCUCACGAUUUCUGCAACAUCAAGGCCAACGUGAAGGUCUCCUCCACAGAGAAUGGUAUCAUCUUUGGCAACAUAGUAUACGACACGGCGCUGAACACCAACGUCGUGGUACUCAAUACCAUACACAUUGACAUCAUGGAUUAUAUCAUUCCGGCCAGCUGCACGGACACCGAGUUCCGUCAGAUGUGGCAGGACUUUGAGUGGGAGAACAAGGUAACCGUCAACACCAGCUUCACCGAUCUGCACGAGUACCUCAAGCACCUGUUGAAGAGCACCAACAUGAAGUGCCUGACGCCCGAGAAGGCGCUCUCCGGCCAAUGUGGCUUCAUGGCCGCCAAUAUGUAUGCCAAGUCCAUCUUUGGGGAGAACGCUCUUGCUAAUCUGAGCAUUGAGAAGCCUGUCGAUGAUCCCGACUCGAAAGUUACUGGCCACAUACGUAUUCGCGCCAAGAGCCAGGGCAUGGCACUUAGCUUGGGCGAUAAGAUUAGCUCCUCACAGAAGCAAUCGGUGCAGGCCGCCUAGUUAAUCAGCAGCAAUAUAAGCAACAGCAGGAGCCAGCACAAGAAAUUCAAGCUUAUUUAAGAGGUGGCCGAGCCGCGGCCUGCAUUCCGCCUGAUUUUGAAUAAAAGCAGACCACAACAGCCUAUUACAUACAUAUUAUGAUUAUGCAUGCAUUAUAUACUUAUUUAAUAAAGUUAAUCGCCCCAAAUU
This is a messenger RNA of Drosophila navojoa, 3216 nucleotides long. RefSeq names its product coatomer subunit beta (gene betaCOP). NCBI's taxonomy places the organism in Eukaryota, Metazoa, Arthropoda, Insecta, Diptera, Drosophilidae. Gene Ontology annotation, molecular function: structural molecule activity. Gene Ontology annotation, biological process: intra-Golgi vesicle-mediated transport; intracellular protein transport; endoplasmic reticulum to Golgi vesicle-mediated transport. The record is from RefSeq and is a predicted model, not a curated record. Gene Ontology annotation, cellular component: cytoplasm; COPI vesicle coat.